This is a messenger RNA of Amoebophrya sp. A120, 2527 nucleotides long. Lineage: Eukaryota; Dinophyceae; Syndiniales; Amoebophryaceae. The record is from the annotation of a GenBank genome assembly.
AUGGUGCGUCGACGCACGAGCACAGGCACAGCCGGGUCACCCAUGAUCGCAGCCGCUAGCAACACUGGGAGCCGACGGGCAUCCACCGUAAAGAGCAGUGGGGGCUUCCGCGCCAGUCAUGUUGACAAAAACAGUUUCAACCAGCAGCAUCAUCUUGCCGUCCCGGGAGAGCUGCUGCCAAACGGUGUUCAUCCUGAAAGCAGGCAGAGUCGCGAUCAUGGUCACCUGUGCUACCCUCCUGCAAUAUCUGACCACAACCAGCACUUGCGGCAGAGGCGCAGUUCGCAGCAUCAUCAGCGCUUGUCUGUAUACUCGGGUGCGGACGAGAUCACGAACCUGGAGGGUGUGAUUGAAACCGCAAAGGAAAUCGAAGACGAGCGAAAAGAACACGCACUGGAGAUAGAAGAGGCAGAUCAUGAGCAGGGCGAAAGUAACAUCGCAAAUAACAUGAGCCCCUCCGCUCGCAUGGACGUGUCCGAGAUCCCCGCCAGUUGGUGCUUCUUGAUUCCGAUGGUGACGAUCUUUUUCACGCUGUACAUCCUGCAAACCUUUGCGUUUCACAUGAUGAAGAAAAACGGACUUCCGUGGAAGGGAAGCAGCAAGGAAGGGGCACCGCCAGAACAGAUGUGGGCCCUGGCGCAGGACAUUCCGGGCUACCUGGCGAUGUGCUUCGUGAUCUACCUGCCUUGCAAAAAGACCAUUUGGGACCUUACCGGCUGCCAGAUCUUUCGCGCGAUGAUUAUCGCGCCCGCUGAUCUGGUCGCACAGGUUCUGGCAAAAAACGGGUUAGCAAAAACUUCGCCCGCGCUCUACACGAUUUUUUCCUCCGGAGGCUCGAUUUUCUUCACGGCCCUAGCAGCGCGCUUCAUCAUGGGAAAAAAGGCCAAUUGGUUGAUGUGGUUCGGGCUCCUUGUCAUGAUCACCGGCGUCGGGCUCUAUGGCGGUGCGAUGGCAAGCAUAGCGUCCAACGGGAGCGGCAUGGGCGAUUUCAUGCUCGGGAGCAUCUUGAUCCUGCUUUCCUCGGUGGCGGACGGUGUGACCUUUGUCCUGAUUGAGAAAUUUUCGAACGACGGGAAAGAGGAGAUCCCGGGACCGCUGCUGACCGCGAUCAUGGGGUUCACAAAUUUGAGCCUGCUGCUGAUCUGGCAGUUGGCGUACACGCUGCCGCGGUUCGACGAGCUUAUCGUGGAGCCGAUGCGGUGGAUCUACGCGAACGAAGAGCCGCUGAACACCCUGGGGAAGCCGGAGAACCUGUUCGCCGGGUUUUUGUUUCUGUUCAUGGCCGGCAUCGUGGUGCGCGCGUCCACGAUGUACAUGCUGAAGCAGCUGGGCGCGGUCACCUUCGUCGUGAUCAAGAUGAUGAAGAUCGUCGCGGUCGUGUUUCUCUCCUCCGAGCUGUUCUCCUGGGUCUCGUGGUCCUGGUGGCCGGACAUACAGAAGUUCUCCGUUCUCGGCACCGUGGGCGCUUCCUGCGUCACGGUAGGGGUGGGAAUAUACAGUUUCGCGAAGAUCAAGCAAAAGAAGGUCGACUCGACCACCGACGUCGAGCUGGAGGAGGACGAAUACGAGGAGCUCGAGGACGAAGCAGCCAGCGAGGACCAUGCCGGUAUCAUCGACCGAGAGGACCUGGAUUACGUCGCGUCGAAAUUAGACCUCGAGUCCCGAGGCGACGUUCUGGAAUCCUACGACCAGGUCGUCGGAAGGCUGAAGUCCUUUCAGGGUGGAGCAGACGAAGAGAAGGGAGAAGGCAGGAUUGCGGGUCCUCAAGUCGGCCCGCAAGAACAUGUCGUGCUCAACAACUCAACACGAACAUCCGACCCCGUACUAUUGCAGAGCACGCCUCCACAAUUGCACAAGAAGUUGUCGGUUGACAGCUCUGCUGCAUCGUCGCCACGGCCGGUGUUGCAAAUGGAUCUGACGAAUGGGCAAGAAGAAGAACAUCUUCUACCAGCAACAGCAGGUGCCGGUGCGCACAAUUCAGGUAACCGCGGGGAGGGGCAGAACCCACGUUUGAGCAACGUGUCGAACGGGGGAAGCAAACGCAACGAUCCUAGUCCGGCGACCACAACGGGGACGGGGUCUACCGCGCCGUCCCCCCACUACGAUCCGGAGGAGGAAACUCGCGCUCUGCUGUGUCUUCGUGAAUACGACGAGAACGAGGACAAGAGUUGAAAAAAAUACCUCAUCAGGAGGAAUAAAGCAUGAACAUAAAAAAUUGGAGUUGAUUUUCGAUCUAUCACGUAUCAUCUGCUAAAGUAAACAAGUCGAAGAUUAGUUGUACUUUGCUACCAGUAGCUUGGUACGACGUAGACGAGGGGAAUCGAUUAUUGUCGUGGAUUCAGCACGAGGCGGCGCUCUGAAUCUACCGAGAACAGUUUUCACGACGCACGCGUAAAAUUCGCACUUUAUCAUAGCUGCUGAUGAUAUUAGAGACAGGUCUAGUCAACAACUACUUCAAAGAGGAACAAAAAAUGCAGCAAUUCAAAUUCUGAAGGCUGACAACGUUUAAUCUCCCAUGACAUUGCAU